Molecule: messenger RNA, 3026 nt
Organism: Pogona vitticeps (central bearded dragon)
Lineage: Eukaryota; Metazoa; Chordata; Lepidosauria; Squamata; Agamidae
Source: RefSeq, a predicted model, not a curated record
GCGCCUUUCGCGUAUGACGAAGCGAGUCCGGUUGACGGACGUUGCUCUCGCCCAGUGACGACUCGGCGACGGUUGAGUGGGCGGCGAAUAGGAGAGGGGGAAAAGGAGAAGCCGCUGCCCAGUGGCGGCAGUUGAGGUGCGGCGGCGGGCAGGGAGGUGGAUUGCGGGUGGACGGUUGGCGUUCCGAGGUAGUAAACUCGUCCCGCCCGGUGGAGUGGGCCAGGGAAGCCUGGGCCACCAUGGCCAAGCUGCACGGCCUGCAAGCCGACUAUGUUUUCCGUGGCGUCGAGCAUGUUGUCCGGAUGACGGUGGAAGGAAACCUGCUGGAAGUGGAAGUGGAGGACCGGCUCACCACAGACCAGUGGCGAGGAGAAUUUGAUGCUGCCUUCAUUGAAGAUCUCACACACAAGACGGGGAACUUCAAACAGUUUGGGAUAUUUUGCAGCAUGCUGGAGUCAGCUUUGGCUCAGAGCAGCGAGUCAGUCACUCUGGAUCUUCUCACCUACACGGACCUGGAGGCGCUGAGAAACAGGAAGAUCGGGCUGGGUCCCCGACACCUGUCGGCUGCCAAAAGCGUCUCCCCGCUGAACUCCAAGCGCUACCUCAUCCUGAUCUACUCCGUGGAGUUUGACAGGAUCCAUUACCCGCUCCCGCUGCCCUACGUGGGGAAGCCCGAUCCGGUCGUCCUGCAGAAGGUGAUCCGAGAGCUCAAGGAGGAACUGGCCGUCUUGAAGGCAAAGCCGGGCAAGGACUUCCGGGAAGCUGAGAUUCGCCGACUCCGGGAGGACCUGCAGCACACCUUGGAGGAGAAGCGAGCCGUGGAGAUGGCCCUGGUGGGCCUGCAGGAGGAGCUGAAGCUGGCCAGCAAGAGCAGUGCCUUCAAGGAAGUGAAGAUCCUCAAGAAGGUGGUCCAGAGCCUCGAGGAGGAACUGACCAAAGAGAGGGCCCGGCAUCAGCGGGCUGCCAACAAGCGCCUGCAGGAGAGCCGGCAGCUGGCGGACGAGUUGGCAGAGAUGAAAGCAACCGAGAGGAGCCUCCGGAUCCGGGUGAAGAACCUGACCAGCGAGCUGGCCUUGUACAAGAAAGGGCGCUUCACCCCCGUCGGACCCUCUCCCCAAAGCCACUCUGCCGCCUCCCGCCAUUUUGCUCAGGCCGCCCCCGCCAAGAAGAAAGAGGGCCGCCGUUCGGCCUCAGGAGAGAGGUCGAACUCUCAGGAACGCAGCGGGAGCUGGGGGCGCAGCCGGCCGCGGUCCACCUCCAGGGAGGGGCGCAGCGGGAGCCAAGGGCACCUCCCUCGUCAGUCGCCCUCCCCGACGGGCACCCGGGCACCGCGAUUUGACCCCACAGCCUUUGUAAAGGCCAAGGAGCGCAAGCAGAAGGAGGUGGAGCAGAAAAACUUCAGCAAGCGAUGCCUCCGGCGGGGGGUGGGGGACACCCCGCCUAGCGGGUGGCACCACCGCGCCCAGACCAGGGGCCCCUCGGCUUUCAGCAACGGCAGCCUCGGGAAGAGCCGAGCGAGGAGCUCUUCAGUGGAAAGCUUCCGCAGCCGGCGGUCCUCAGCAAGCUCGGGGAGCGAAGCGGACGAUUAUUCAGAACCUGCUGCAUCCAGGAGCCGGAGGCGAGGGGCAAGGGGCAGGAAACCCUUGAGUUCCUCAUCGUGGAACGGCCCCACGGGGGUUCCCCAUGCAGACGGUGGCCACAGGAAGCGCUUGGUCAGCACCCCCACCCCAGGUGAGCGAGGAGAUAAAGAGAAUCUAUACGAUGAGCCAUCGGCUGACCUCUCCGAGAUCGACGCUCGGCUACAGGCGCUGCAGGAGUACAUGAACAAACUCGAGACAAGAACGUAACCUCUCCUCUAACAGAAGAAACCACGUCAGGCCUUCCAGCAGAUGACGUUGGCAGGAUGGCUGGCCUGCCAGGAAGAGGCCAAAAGAUAAAGAGGCCGCACUUCCCACACACACACACACACCAUUCUGGUGUUUUUUUCCAUUCCAAACAGAGCCUUUCUCUGCCACCGUCUUCUUUUGAAAAAGCCAAGGGAUGAUCUGUAAAGAGGUGGUACCAGGAUGGGACUCACAGAGGUGCUUAUGUUCACCUGUAGAAAACACGUGUGCUUCUUUGAACAAAUAGAAGCUGGUGAGAAUGGUUUUCCUCCAUCCUCUCCAGUGCCACUUUGGUUUUAGGGGAGGAUCUGCAGUGCAUGGGGCAUAUAAGGGGAGAUGGAGAACUUUUUAGCCUUAUUCUUUUUUUCCCUCCUCUUGCCUUAAAAGUUGGGGUGGGGAGAAAGAGGAGAGAAACCCCCGGACCAGCGGACUUCCUCUGUCGGACCCUUCCCUCGCUAUCCCAUCCCCAUUCCUUCCCAUCCUGAUUGAUGUAAAACCUGCAGCUCUCUGGCUCCUGGGUGGACAUGAAACGCAGGUCUCUUUCCAUCGCUUCCUCUCCGGCGGUCUCUCCCUUGCAGGCAUCUGCCCUGGGCAACGGACAUUUCUUUUAACUGCACCACUUCUGUAUCGUCGUCUCUUUCUGGCAGUCUUGGGGUGUUGGUGAAGAGGCGAGGUCCUGCAGGGAAUCAGUUUUUGGGCCUGCACGGGGAACAGAGCAGUCCCACCCACCACCCACCCACAGCCGUCGGGCCAACCUUUCUAAACCAGGUGCUGCCUGCCCUCUUGUUCUGCUGGCCCGUUUAAUUUCUCUCACUGCGACCAAGCUGAAGACGAGGCCAGUUUUAAUGAUUUGACCCUCUAUUUGUUUCUUUUGCUCGUCUGUUGGCGUGGCCCCUUUAGACUUGAGAUUAGGGUGGGCGUAUAGGGGUGGUUCUUUAGAAGCCGCCUCGCCUUCUUGGCCCGUGGGCUGGUCAGCCGGCUUCCCUGGAUCUGCUCCUUGUUGACCUAUUCAUUGAGCCCCUUUUCCCUUUGGAUACGAUGACCAGCCAGGUAGGAAAGUUUCUGGACGUACAGCAACCCUUUUCUGUAAAUAAACUGUUUUUCCUGGGGGGAAAAAAAUAAAAAAACCUUUUCUAUGUGAAA